AAGGGUGUGAGUUUGAAGGUUGGAAGAAGGUACAUAUCACAGGAGACACGACGAGUCGCCGCAGAAUCCCCAGGACCCGGAGGAGACAACACCAAAUGUUUUCCCCUUAAUUACCUCUCAGUGCAGUUUGGACUCAGCUGCCCCGGCGGCAACAGAGCUGUCCUCACCGGUUAAACAUUAAAAGAUGCCGCUGACGCAAAAAUCGGCUAAAAGUUUGAAUAUUGGUGCUGCGCAGUAAAAUGUGUGGCGGCAGCGCUGCCGUUUCCCCCCAAGGUCAGUGUCUGAGGUACCGCAGGCGGCGCGAGGACGAAUUUCUUGGGGAGUCGGAGGAAGAAGGGGCGCAGAGGAGGAGAAGUGGAUGCGGUUAUCUCUUCGCCCGCAUUCAGCAUCAGCUGUGACAUUUCUUACAAACGGCCACUAAAAGAGGAGCGGGAGAACUUGUUUAACGCGCCUGUCAGACACAAAUAGGUGGUCUCCUUUCAGCAUUGUUUACAGAGGUGGAAAAAAGUCCAGCAUCUUUGCCGUUUCCUGCUUCUUCCUCGGCCUGUGAGGGCGACGGUUACCUGGUUGCUGCACGCAACGAUCAGCCUCAACUAGCUAACGUUCACUGAGAAAAUGAACCAUCGGUUCGGUUCUAGGUGACCUGAACUGUUCACUUCAACCUAUUGGUGUUCUUGGAUCACUAUUUUAUCAUCACACAGCUGAAGUCAGCUCAACUUCCUCGAACUUGAAGCGGAGACUUUUAUUUUUUCCUACCUAGUUUAUUGUUUUUUUUUUUUUUCCCCAAACAUGUUACCGAGGAUAGCGCCGUUCAACCGGACAGGUUUCGCUCGGACUGUACCGGAGCUUGGACUGCUCCUGUUGGCGAUACUCGUCCUGCUGGAGGGCUCCGUGCUGCCGCUCGGAGCAGCCAGCACCCCGGAGACCAACACCCACGGAGAGGCGAACAGGAGCGGAGCUGUGGAGGGACACUCCAACCACACCAAGAAGGCUUUCCCCGUCCUCAGCUUUAACUACGAAAGCGUUAAACUCCCCUUUGAGAUUUCUCUCUGGGUGCUUCUGGCCUUUUUGAUGAAAUUAGGUUUUCAUCUGGUUCCUCGUCUAUCAGGCAUCGUUCCAGAGAGCUGCUUACUGAUAGUCGUGGGCCUGCUGGUUGGUGGUCUCAUCAGGCUAGCUCGAGAAGAAGUCCCUCCAGUCCUAAACUCUAAACUCUUUUUCUAUUGCCUGCUGCCCCCUAUCAUCCUGGAUGCUGGCUACUUCCUGCCCAUCCGACCUUUUAUGGAAAACCUCGGCACGAUCCUCAUGUUUGCUGUUGUGGGGACUUUAUGGAAUGCGUUCUUCGUCGGAGGACUCCUCUUUGCUAUAUGUCUGAUCCCACAAACCCCGGUACUAAACAUCGGACUUCUGCCUUGCCUGCUGUUUGGUUCCAUCAUCUCAGCUGUGGAUCCUGUUGCUGUGCUCGCUGUUUUUGAGGAGAUUCAUAUAAAUGAACUGUUGCACAUCCUGGUGUUCGGGGAAUCGCUGCUGAACGAUGCCGUGACUGUGGUACUCUACCAUCUUUUUGAGGAGUUUGCGUUGGUUGGCUCAGUGACCGUAUUGGACGGCUUUCUGGGAAUCAUCUCAUUUCUUAUUGUAGCAUUGGGUGGUGUCCUGUUUGGAGCAAUCUUCGGGUUCCUGGCUGCUUUCACGUCUCGCUUCACCUCCCACAUACGGGUCAUCGAGCCUCUUUUUGUGUUCGUCUACAGCUACAUGGCCUACCUUGCAGCCGAGAUGUUCCACCUUUCAGGCAUCAUGGCGCUCAUAGCGUGUGGAGCGGUGAUGCGACCCUACGUAGAGGCUAAUAUUUCUCACAAGUCCCACACCACCAUCAAGUACUUCCUGAAAAUGUGGAGCAGCGUCAGCGAGACGCUGAUCUUCAUCUUUCUUGGUGUGGCAACAGUGGAAGGACCCCAUGAAUGGAAUUGGGUGUUUGUGACAGCAACUGUCAUCCUGUGUCUGGUCUCUCGAGUCAUAGGUGUGGUGGGUCUUACGUUUGUAAUCAACAAGUUCCGCAUCGUCAAACUGACCACCAAGGAUCAGUUCAUUAUAGCCUAUGGUGGGCUGCGAGGUGCCAUCGCCUUUUCCCUGGGCUUCCUGUUGGACGAACAUCAUUUUAAGAUGAGAAACAUCUUCCUGACUGCCAUCAUCACAGUGGUUUUCUUCACUGUCUUUGUUCAGGGUAUGACCAUUAAGCCCCUGGUGGAGCUGUUAGCAGUGAAGAAGAAACAAGAGGCUAAGCGCUCCAUCAACGAGGAGAUCCACACUCAGUUCCUUGACCACCUGCUGACUGGGAUUGAGGAUAUCUGUGGGCACUAUGGACAUCAUCACUGGAAGGACAAGUUGAACCGCUUUAACAAGAAAUACGUGAAGGGGUUCCUGAUUGUAGGCGAGCGCUCCAAGGAGCCCCAGCUCAUCGCCUUCUACCACAAGAUGGAGAUGAAGCAGGCUAUUCAGAUGGUGGAGAGUGGAGGAGGAUCCAAGCUGGCUUCUGCCAUGCCGUCUACUGUGUCCAUGCAGAACAUUCAACCCAAGAACCAGGCUGCUCCGCUGAAGCCCAAAGAGAGAGCUCUACCACAGCUGUCCAAAGGCCGAGAGGAAGAAAUCAGGAAAAUCCUCAGGACCAACCUUCAGAGGACACGGCAGAGGUUGCACUCCUACAACAGACAUACUCUGGUGGGUGAUCCUGAGGAGGAGGGAAUUAAAGACCUGAUCCUAAAAAAGCAAAUGAGGAUUGAGCUGGACAGGAAGAUAAAAGAGAUGGCCAACCACUUGACUGUGCCUGCUCGUACUCAGGACUCCCCGACUAUGAGAAGAGCCAGACUAGCCUCGGGCAGAAAUACUGAUUUCAUACCUGCUCAGCAGCAAAAGGGAAACAAAAACUCAUCAGAUCCACAGUCUUUCACCGUAAAGCCAUCAGCAGACGGUGUGCCCGUCAUCCAGGUUGACCUGGCGUCUCCACAGUCUCCAGACUCUGUCAACCUGUUUGACGAGACCGGACAGCCUGCCCAGAACGACGACCAGGGCCUGAUGAUGAAGACAAAGUCGAGUGAAUCAGACAAACGCAGUGAGAAAGAUGAUCUGAGAGACCAGCAGAAGCUGAUGAGGUGCCUAAGCGACCCGGGUCCUGCUGCGGAGGAAGACGAGGACGAACCGUUCCUGCCUUAAGAUGCAAAACAGGUCCUAGUUGCUGCUCUGGUUGAAAUUAUCUAAAAAAAAAAAAAAAGCCAAAACUGCAGAAGCUGUAAGAAGCAGUAACAAAGAGGAAGAGCCUGAGGGGAAAAGAGCCAUUAUCUUUUUAUUAUCAUUGCUUUUUAUUUGGUUACAGCAGUAAAAAAAAAUGCUGCUGUACCUGAAAGCUGGGAGAAGGUGGAUGUCACGGCUGUCUAUCUGAGAUGUUCAGUAAGGAACUAUGCAUUACCAAAGCCUUGGACUGUUUUAGUAUUAGAUAAUGUUAGUUUUUAAAUUCUGCACCAGUCUUUAGAGUUAAGUUGUGUGGGACAAACAAGAACAUUCAUAUCUUCACUUUGAUUUUUAAUCUUUGCACGUCAGUUUUUCGUAUCAAUCAGUUCAAGUUGCUGGAUUUAUAAACAUAGAUGUAGCUGUUUGAGACUUUUUUUCCCCUUUAGACCUGUGGAAUAGGGGCAUUCUGUAGAUUUCUAUAUCAUUUUAGACUGUUUGGAAUCAGUCUAAUGCGUUCUUGGGGAAUAUGGAUUUGAAGCUGUUGUGUUUUUGCUUUGCAGGCUAGUGAGUUAAAGAACAAUAGUAUUUAAAGACUGCAGCCUUUUUUCUACGACUAAGGUAACCCUCUUUAAGGGGGUUGGUGUGUUUUGUCUCUUUAAAAACAGUUUUCUGAGUGUUGGAGAAGCUUUUUGCACAUCAUGAGCCACCAUCAUUGCUCCCCCAUUCGGUUUAAAUCACUUUUAUUAGCAAAUGUUUACCUCAGUUUAGAGCACACUUCUCAGCUCUGAUUAAAAUCUUAAAGCAGUUUCCCUUAUUAUGUAAUAGCCAAGGGCCCAUUAACAUUUAUUUUGUCAUUUCACACACCUGAAUAGUUUUUUUUUGCACAGCAGUCACCUAUUAAUAUUUUAUAACCUUCUGACUGUCAGCAUGUCUUGGCAAAAAAUGUAAAACUAUGCAGUAUAGGGGUUUAAAAUACCAUCAUUAAUAACUCUUUCUAUACCCUUUAAAAUCAUUUCAAUCAUGCAAAGCAUUGCUCAAGCUGAAGUUAGAAAUCAAACUUGGGCAUUAAAGAAACAACAAACAAAUAAAAAGAACCUGAACUUUUGCACAGCUGAGCUACUAACUUGUUUAUAACUAAUUCUGUUUGAUAGAAGCAUCAUAACCAUCACUGGUUAACUGUACAGCAUCUGCUGAAUGAACCAGAAACAUCACAUUCCCACUUUAUUCUCCAUCAUUUGUAAAAGUUUUACAUCAAUUUUGUUCUUCAUAUGGCAAUUUUACCAAGUAUAUAUUUAAAGAAUGUUAUAUUCAGACACAUUUUUUCAUGUAUAUCCAGAUGAUUUGCUUGAUUAGUCAUUGCACUACUUUUUAACUUUUUGGUUCAUUCUAUAGAGAGUUGUAUAAGGAUGAACAGAAAGACAAAUCACUCAUAACUGAUGUCUAAUGUCUACUUAUGGAAAAUCAGCAAUGUAUAACCUGGAACUAAAUUGAAUACUGAAUGUUUUUUUUAACGCUCAAGAGUUUCACCUAGAUAAUAAGCUUUUGCUCAAACUUAAGUAACCUUUCCAAGGAUGAGAGCAAAAUGUGUUCCGUUUAGUUUCUACUUUGUCUAUCAGAGUAAAAUAAAAUAAUCGGGGUUGAAAUUUAGCCCAGAGGAAAGCUCUACUUUGAAUCUAUGGAUCAUUUUAAUCCGUUGGGGUUUCCCUGCUGAUCUUAACAUUUUGUUUUUCACUUUAGACUUUUGCUUUCAUCCUUCUGAAGAAAAAUACGACAAACAAA
This is a messenger RNA of Cyprinodon variegatus (sheepshead minnow), 4998 nucleotides long. RefSeq names its product sodium/hydrogen exchanger 1-like (gene slc9a1a). Gene Ontology annotation, cellular component: membrane. The record is from RefSeq and is a predicted model, not a curated record. Lineage: Eukaryota; Metazoa; Chordata; Actinopteri; Cyprinodontiformes; Cyprinodontidae. Gene Ontology annotation, biological process: regulation of pH; sodium ion transport; proton transmembrane transport. Bases 790 to 3204 code for a protein of 804 amino acids. Gene Ontology annotation, molecular function: sodium:proton antiporter activity. The transcript has 13 exons.